Messenger RNA from Trichomonas vaginalis G3, 828 nucleotides. RefSeq names its product PQ loop repeat-containing protein. The coding region runs from base 1 to 828 and encodes 275 amino acids. The transcript has a single exon. The record is from RefSeq and is a predicted model, not a curated record. Lineage: Eukaryota; Parabasalia; Trichomonadida; Trichomonadidae.
AUGAAUGCCUAUGCUAGUCCAAAGCUAAUUUGGACAAUAAUUGGAGCCGCAUUCGCUUUUGUCUCAAUAAUUGCGAUUACACCAGAGCCAUACGAAGUCUACAAAAAUAGAACGAACUUCGGGUUAUCACCUCUAUUUACUUUUGCCGACCAUAUUAGUAUGUGGCUACUUGUUCAAAACUUUUUGUGUUUGAAUUACCAUGAACUAGUUGGAAUUUUCCAGCAUGACUUUUCUGAAACAUUUCCAACAUUAAUCGUUUUUGUGGAGUUUAUUGGACAAUGGAUAAGCUUUAUGCCGACAGUGUUCAUGAUGCUACACUAUGAUGAUAGAGAGCACAAUAAAUUCAAUACACCUUCAAAGAAAUUCAUAUCAAAAUUGAUAAAUAACGGCUUAGUUAUAUUAAACAUUACAAUAGUCAUCACAAUGCUCAUGGUAUGGUUAAUAGUUGGAAUAGUUAAUAGUUUCGAGUGUGCGUUCAUCAACUACUAUGGUCAGGUUUGCGGAUUUGUUUCCACACUACUUGUAUUCAUUCAAUACGUCCCACAGUUUAUAGUAACAAUUAAGAUCAGAGAUAAUGGAUCUUUAUCACUUCUAAUGCUCGAAAUAUUAGGUCCUACAGAAAUUAUGAAUGGCAUUUAUAUGGCUGUCGUUCUUAAAGAAGGCUGGUCCACAUAUCUUGCAAGUUUUGCAGAAGGUGCUUUUCAACUUACACUUCUUCUUUUAUGUGCUUUGUUCAAAUUAUAUAAUAAAAUCAAAAAGCCAGAACCAAACUUCCCGGAUUUAUCAUCGACUGUUUUAUCACCAAUCAUUCCAGUAAAUAUACCAUGA